CGUGCAAGCAAAUUAUCCUGUUGAACAGCAAACAUCCUUUUCGUUUCAAGUGCGAGGAGUUUCAGCAUGAAACUGUCCAACUCUGUGCGCUUCCCCGAGGACCCCUUGACGAUGAUCUCAAGACAGCCGACGCUCCUCGAGAUGAGCGUCCUCGAGGACUUCGAAUGUCACGCUCGACAGUGCCGUGAUUGCCAAACCGCACGGCACUUGACCUCUUUCAUCCCCCCUGAUCUCUGCCCGAGAGGCUUCAACUAUGCUCGCGACCUCACACGGCUGUUCUAUUCCGCGUCCGACGGCAACAUCUACAGCACCACGGCUACCACAACUCGACGAUUCCGAGUAGAGAUUCCCCUUCAUUACCAUGAGGUGCGAAAAUUGUACAGAACAGAGCAACAGCGUGGUGGUGCAAGGGCUGCGCGGCGACCAAGACGAAGCUGCAUCGAUCAACGGAGCCCCACCACAGCUCUGCCAUUCCGCGCUCGUCGCAAUCGAACUUCAGAGCGAUAA
This is a messenger RNA of Dissoconium aciculare CBS 342.82, 507 nucleotides long. RefSeq lists its product as uncharacterized. The record is from RefSeq and is a predicted model, not a curated record. The coding region runs from base 67 to 507 and encodes 146 amino acids. The transcript has a single exon. Lineage: Eukaryota; Fungi; Ascomycota; Dothideomycetes; Mycosphaerellales; Dissoconiaceae.